UGCAUUUUGAUAUCGCCUUGAUAAUAUUAUAUCACAUAUCCUUAGGUUUGGUUCUAGGGAGACAAUGGCAAAGGGAAAUUCUUACCAAACUUGAGGAUAUGCCUACAAAACAAGAUUUACAAAGACUACGAAAACAUCUGUACCUAGCGAUUUUUACCAUUGCCGUACUGGUAGGCGCCAUCAAUGUCCAACUAAUCCGUGCGUACCAUACUCCCGAGACCGCUGAUCUAAACGAUAUGGAACAACACGAGAUGUCUGAUUCGUACAUCCUUGGAACCCUAAGCGACAGCUGGUCCCACAACCAUACAGAUAUACUGUUGUUAUCUGAGCAAGAGGGGUGGGUGUUUCUGAAGCAUCCUAUUGAAUUUAAUAUGUCUACUUUUACGGGAUAUAAUAGUUACUUGCUGCAGGACUCGGAUGCACAAAAAUUGCAAAUAGACAACAUUUUACAAAGCGUGUAUAUAGCAUCUUCGACCAAACUAUCUGUUUUUGUACAUUACGGACGCCAGGCUGACGCUACAUUUUUCAUUCCAGUGGAUAAGUGCGCACAUGAAUACACUAUACCUAUGCACAAUUUUUGUGAAAAAUCAUUGGGGAAAAUAACUUUGAUUGCACCAUAUAACGACGCCGAGGUAACGAUAACACUUAGACAAGUAGCUGGAACAGUUGAAUUUAAUGGUAAAGUUUACAAUUCCGGUAACAAUAUGUCCGUACAGGUUCCGCGACAUAAAAUAUUGACAAUUGGACACAAUACCAGUUUGUCAGGGACAACAAUGCAUUCAACAACACCAGUGUGUGUAUUGGCUGGGACAGGGUGUAAAGAUGGACAAACUACGUGUAAAUCUGUCAUCACUACAGUUCUGCCGUCAUCGCAACUGUCGCGGUUCUUCAUCGUACCCAACGUGGUGACGAAUAGGAGCAGAUUACAACUUGUAUCCACGGAGGACAAUAACAAUGUCGUAAUACAUCGCUAUAGCAACAAGGAGCAACUGAUCCUGAAGACCUCUCAGACAUACGAUAUUGACCUGAUAGGUCGCGAGCCGACGGUGAUCACUAGUGAUCGAGACAUCAUCGUCACUGUACUAGCUAGACCAGUCGAAACCGAUCUCUUCUUACUUUGGAUAGUAGGUGUAGAUCAAUAUCGAUCUAGUUACCGAUUUUUUUAUACCGUGGUACGAUCACAGCUUCAUCCAUGAGUUGUAUGUAAUUUGUAAAACAAGUCAGAAGAAUGAAUUGCGACUUAAUAAACAGUUACUGUACCCUUUACAAGACUCUAGACGACGGUUCCUUGUGGAAGACGAAGAGUACGAAGGCUUCAGUCUAAGAGUCAGAUGUUGUAGAGACUAUGUUAUGGAACAUAAAAACGGGAUGAAAUUUGGGCUUUAUGUAUACGGAUAUCCGGGGGAAGGACAGUCACUUUAUAAAUCUUAUGGAUAUCCAGCCGGAAUAUUUCUCCGCUGAUAAAUACAAAUCUACUGAAACAAGAAAUAUCUUUAACAAAGAUAAACAGCAUAGAAUUUCUUGUUUUAAUGCUGGUGGUUAUAAUAUAAAACUGCUAAUAACAAUAUUACACGGCUAUGCCGAAAAAGAGACAACGCCGACGUAGAUUACGUGUCGAAAUAUGACAAAAACAUAAUGUUUACUGUUACUGUUUUCAUGUCAAUAUGUCAACCAAAAUGUAUUUCAUUUGAAAUGUUAUGGAUAUUUAAAGACACAUGCAGUGUUAGCAGUAUAAGAAAUGUUGAUGAUGAUCUCAAAGGUAGCAGUGUACAGUAAACAUGCCCAAUUUUGCAAAAUAUGACACAUGUCUUAGAUAUGUAGACAUUGCCAGUUAACCCUACAUAUAAACUCCAAUAAAGUAUAUAUAUUUGUAAUCUGUAUAACAUUUGCAAUCUUAAUACAGCUCUAAAGGAUAAGUUAACUGAUAUUUUCUGUGAGUUUUAGAGCUGCGAAUACCAUGGUAACAGCUUAAAAAAUGCUCAAAAAUUGCAAAAUAUUAUUAUAUUUGACC
Pecten maximus is the source of this 2011-nucleotide messenger RNA. RefSeq lists its product as uncharacterized. The record is from RefSeq and is a predicted model, not a curated record. NCBI's taxonomy places the organism in Eukaryota, Metazoa, Mollusca, Bivalvia, Pectinida, Pectinidae. Bases 99 to 1196 code for a protein of 365 amino acids. The transcript is spliced from 3 exons.